Micromonas commoda is the source of this 1893-nucleotide messenger RNA. RefSeq names its product Multidrug/Oligosaccharidyl-lipid/Polysaccharide flippase. The record is from RefSeq and is a predicted model, not a curated record. The transcript has a single exon. Bases 1 to 1893 code for a protein of 630 amino acids. NCBI's taxonomy places the organism in Eukaryota, Viridiplantae, Chlorophyta, Mamiellophyceae, Mamiellales, Mamiellaceae.
AUGACGUCGUCGAUAGCGGGCGGCGGCGUUCGAGCGCCGACGGUGCGCGCGACGGCGCCGGCGCGACGCGCGACGACGCGCCGCGCCGUGCACCCCCCCCGCGUCUGCCGUCCCGAGGCGAACGCAAACGCGUCACCCAUGGGUCCACCCUCCGUCCGCUCGACGUCCUCCGCGCGACGCCGGACCCGACGCGCCGCGGUGGACUCCACCGCGGGACUCCUCGCGAGCAUGGACGAGCGGGAUCCGCCCCCGGUCGACCCGAACCUCGAGCUCGAGCUCGACGGCGUCGUCGUCCUGAACGGCUCCGUCGACCCCGAUGCUGCCGCCCCAAUCGCCCGCGACGAGAAGGACGACGACCACGACGACGACGACGGGCCCAUCUUCAGCGGCGAGCUCUUCGCGCGGCUCGUGCGGUUCACCCUCCCCACGAUGGCCAUCUGGCUCAGCGGACCGAUACUCUCCAUGGUGGACACCGCCGUCGUCGGCAAGGCGAGCACGCUGGAGCUCGCGGCCAUGACCCCGGGGGGCGUCUACGUAGAUUACCCAUCCUACCUCCUAUCGUCCGCGCUGGCCGUCGCCACCACCACCUUGGUCGCCCAGGAGCGCAUGAAGCGACGAAGAGCGAGAAGCGAGACGGCGGACGGCGACGGCGACGGCGACACCACCGUCUCCGACGCCGUCGCCCUCGCCGCCAUCCUCGGGCUCGUCGUCGCCAUCGUCCUCGCCGUCGCCGCCGCGCCGGCGGUGGCCAAAUUCGCGGGCCCGCGAUCCGCGUCCAUCGUCCCCGCGGCGCUGACGUACGCGUCCAUCCGGUGCCUCGGCGUCCCGUUCGCGCUCGUGGCGUCCGUGGCGCAGGCGUCCUUCCUCGCGUGCAAGUCCCCGGCGCAGCCCUUGCUCGCGGUUGGCGCGUCCGGCGCGGUGAACCUCAUCGCGGACGUGGUCCUCGUGUGCGGUUUGGGUUGGGGCAUCGGCGGCGCGGCGGCGGCGACGGUGGCGUCGCAGGCGGUCGUGGCGGCGGCGCUGGUGUACCUGCUGCUGAAGCAGGGGAGGGAGAGACGCGCGGCGGCGGGGGGUGGGGGUGGUGGGGGAGUCGACGACGAAGACGACGUGGAUGACGUUCGGGCUUCGUACUACGAGGGCGGCGUGAUUCUCGAGGACGCGGAGUUACCGGCGGAGGAGGCGGACGAGGACGCCGUGACGCCGCCGUCCCUGCGCGCGGUCCCGCGUUCGAUCCCGGGGUUGGCGCAGGCGACGCGGUUCCUGAAUAUCGCCGGCCCGGUGUGCUUCCUCAACUCGAUCAAGGUGCUGUUCGUGGCGAGUUUAGUGCAGGCGGUGACGGCCAUCUCCCCCGCGUCCUCCGCCGCGAACGGGGUGAUGACCGCCAUCUACUUCUUCUUCGCCGUCAUGGGCGACGGGGUGUCGCAGGCGGCGCAGACGUUCCUGCCCCCCGUGCUCGGCUCGAGGCGCGCCACCGGAACAGCCGCCAUGCUCCUCAUCGCGGCGGCGGGUCUCGGAGCGCUCAACGCCGUGGCCAGCGCGGGCGUCGCCCUCGCGAUGCCCGGGCUGUUCACCAAAUCCGCCGAGGUGGUCGCCAUCAUGGCGGAGUGCGCGCCCGCGAUGUCCGUCGCGCUGCUGCUGCACACGGCGUCCAUGGGCAGCGAAGGGUGUCUGCUCGCGGCAAGGGACAUGCGCUUCAUGUCGUUUUGUUACGCUCCAAACGCGGCGCUCGCGUAUUGGACCCUCACUUUGUGCGUGGGUUCGUUCGGUAUGGGGGCGUCGGCGCUGUGGGUGGCGCUGGCGCAGUUUCACGCGUGCAGGCUGGUGGCGAACGGGGUGAGGAUGUUCGUGCUGCCCGGGCGGGGGUCGCCGCUGCGAAGGAGGCUGGCGGAGUGA